This is a messenger RNA of Polyodon spathula (Mississippi paddlefish), 1824 nucleotides long. RefSeq names its product patatin-like phospholipase domain-containing protein 6. Bases 85 to 1809 code for a protein of 574 amino acids. Gene Ontology annotation, cellular component: cytosol. The transcript is spliced from 17 exons. The record is from RefSeq and is a predicted model, not a curated record. NCBI's taxonomy places the organism in Eukaryota, Metazoa, Chordata, Actinopteri, Acipenseriformes, Polyodontidae. Gene Ontology annotation, molecular function: DNA-binding transcription factor activity.
CGCAGCACAAGGAGGUUCAGUGACUCGCUCAGGGUCCCACACAAGGUGUUUAUGGACCCGGCUUCCUGACGACAGGAGUGCAGAAUGGGGCAGACCACGUCUGGAGAAUCAGAACCUGCUGAUGAAAGGUUAGCAAACAUCAAGACGUUUGUGGAAGAUCAGCUGCAGACUAGCAUGAUGGUGGGGAUAAUGAUUGGCGCCGGCAUCUCAAUCAUUCUCAUUGCCAGCCUCCUGUUCUUCAAACUGCGCAGGAUCCAGUUCAGAAGCAGGCAGGCCCAAGAAUCGCCCAAAUACAGGUUCCGCAAGAGAGACAAAGUCAUGUUCUACGGACGCAAGAUCAUGCGCAAGGUCUCCCAGUCCACCUCUUCCCUUGUUGGCACCACCACCUCCCGGCCGCGCAUGAAGAAGAAACAGAAGAUGCUCAGCAUUGCCAAAAAGAUCCUGCGCUUCACGAAGGAGGUCCCCACCCUGCAGCUGAAGGAGCCGCCCCCCUCCGUGCUGGAGGCUGACCUGACCGAGUUCGAUGUGGCCAACUCCCACCUGCCCUCCGAGGUGCUGUACAUGCUCAAGAACGUGAGGGUGCUGGGCCACUUUGAGAAGCCGCUGUUCCUGGAGCUGUGCAAGCACAUGGUGUUCCUGAAGUUUCAGCAGGGGGAGUAUGUGUUCAGACCAGGGCAGCCCGACAGCAGCAUCUAUGUGGUUCAGGAUGGGAAGCUGGAGCUUUGUGUCACUGCGGUGGAUGGGAAGGACGGGGUGGUGAAGGAAGUGUAUCCAGGAGACAGUGUACACAGCUUGCUCAGCAUCCUCGAUGUCAUCACAGGUCACCAGAGGCCCUACAAGACUAUGUCUGCGCGGGCGGCUGAGGUGUCCACUGUCCUUCAGCUCCCAGUGGAGGCUUUCCUGACUAUCUUCGAGAAAUACCCGGAGAGCCUGGUGCGAGUGGUGCAGAUCAUUAUGGUUCGGCUGCAGAGGGUGACAGUGCUGUCUUUGCACAGCUACCUGGGCCUGACCAAUGAGCUGUUCAAUCACGAGAUGCAGCCCAUGCGUCUGCCCCCCCAGCCCCCUCACCCCGCUCGCACCAGCCCUGUCCGGCACAGCAGGCGCUUUGGGAGCUGCAACACUGUGUCUGAGGAGCAGCGGGACAGCACGGGCAAACAGGAGAGUGGGGGCGAUCACUUGAAAACCCAAGAAGGUUCCUCUGUGCCAAUGAUAAGCAGGACCAUCUCCAUGCCAGUUGAUAUCUCAGGGCUGCAGAGGGGCUCCUGUUCGGACUUCGAUAUGGCGUACGAGCGAGGCAGGAUAUCUGUGUCCCUGCAGGAGGAGGGCAUGAUGGGAACUCCGUCGUUCACGCGGUGUGUAUCCCAGGACCCCCGGGAGAGGAAGUCUGUGACGGUGGACGAGACGCUCUCAGGAGUGGAGGAGGACGGGCUGGACGGCUUGGACAGGACGCUGCCUUGCAAGCACAGCGCUAACCUCUUCGAAGAAGCCAAGAAGGACAUCCUGAAACUCAUGCACAUCGAGGACCCGUCUCUGCUGAACGGGCGUGUGUCUCUGCACCAUGCCAAGGCGGGUUCUGUGCUGGCUCGACAGGGGGAUCAGGACGUGAGCCUCCACUUCGUGCUGUCGGGCUGCCUGCAUGUCUAUCAGCGGAUGAUUGAUAAGGAGGAGGACGUGUGUCAGUUUGUGACCCGGCCUGGAGAGAUGGUGGGCCAGCUAGCAGUGCUCACAGGAGAGCCUCUCAUCUUCACCAUCAAGGCUACCCGGGACUGCACCUUCCUCAAGAUCUCCAAGAGCGACUUCUAUGAGUGAGUGGCUCCCUGUUAC